This is a messenger RNA of Coffea eugenioides, 2615 nucleotides long. RefSeq names its product prolyl endopeptidase-like. The transcript has 12 exons. Gene Ontology annotation, biological process: proteolysis. Gene Ontology annotation, molecular function: oligopeptidase activity; serine-type endopeptidase activity. The record is from RefSeq and is a predicted model, not a curated record. The coding region runs from base 68 to 2263 and encodes 731 amino acids. Lineage: Eukaryota; Viridiplantae; Streptophyta; Magnoliopsida; Gentianales; Rubiaceae. Gene Ontology annotation, cellular component: cytosol.
UUUCUACUCCUACUGCUCCUACUAUAAAACUCCACGCCAUGCUACCGUUUCUUGUUGCACUAAAAAAAUGGGUUCUUUGUCUGUUCUUGACGAGCAAUUGCAAUACCCCGCUGCCCGUCGGGACGAUUCUGUCGUCGACAACUACCACGGCGUUGCUGUCUCCGACCCUUACCGAUGGCUUGAGGACCCAGACUCUGAGGAGACGAAGGAAUUUGUGGAGAAGCAGGUCAAACUAACGGAUUCUGUGCUCAAGACUUGCGAGACCAGAGAAAAGCUUCGUGAAAAGAUUACAGCACUCUUCGAUUUCCCCCGCUAUGAUGCUCCUUUUAGGGCUGCUAACAAGUACUUUUACUUUCACAACACGGGUCUUCAACCCCAAAGUGUUCUCUACGUUCAGGAUGGUUUGGAUGGAAAGCCGGAGGUGCUGCUUGAUCCUAACACAUUGAGCGAGGAUGGAACUGUGGCAUUGAGGGCUUACGCUGUCAGCGAGGAUGCUGAGUACUUGGCUUAUGGGAUCAGUUCCAGUGGGAGUGAUUGGGUCACCAUUCAAGUCUUGCGGAUUCAAGACAAGCAUGUGCUACCCGAUACUGUUUCCUGGGUUAAGUUUUCGAAUAUCAGUUGGACCCAUGAUAGCAAAGGAUUUUUCUAUAGCCGAUACCCUGCUCCAAAGGAGGGAGAUAAUCUGGAUGCUGGGACAGAGACCAAUGCCAACCUAAAUCACGAGUUGUAUUAUCAUUUCUUGGCUACUGACCAGUCUGAAGAUAUCUUAUGUUGGAAAGAUCCUGACAAUCCAAAGCAUACGCGUUCAGCGUCUGUUACGGAAGACGGCCAGUAUGUGCUCCUAUAUACUUUCGAGACCUGUGAUCCUGUGAACAAAGUUUAUUAUUGUGACUUAUCUGCACUUCCAGACGGGCUUGAAAAUUAUAAAGAAACAAACAAUCUGCUUCCCUUUGUGAAGCUUGUUGACAGUUUUGAUGCUUCUUACCUAGAUGUUGCAAAUGAUGGUUCUGUUUUCACGUUCCGGACUAAUAAGGAUGCUCCAAGGUACAAACUUGUCCGAGUAGAUCUGAAAGUACCAACUUCUUGGACUGAAGUCCUUCAAGAAUCUGAAAAAGAUGUGCUCGAAUCAGUUGUUGCUGUCAAUGGAGAUCAAAUUGUCGUUAGUUAUUUGAGCGACGUAAAGAAUGUUUUACAGAUAAGGGACUUGAAAACAGGUUCUCUCCUGCAUCAUUUACCAGUUGACAUAGGGACAGUGUGUCAGAUUUCUGCUCGGCGCAAGGAUAACAUCGUCUUUAUUCAUUUUACAAGCUUCCUUGUCCCUGGCAUUAUUUACAAAUGUAAUCUAGGAGGUGGGGCCCCAGAAAUCAGCAUAUUCCGAGAAAUCAUAGUUCCUGGUUUUGAUCGGUCCCAAUUUGUAGUUAAUCAGGUUUUUGUGCCUAGCAAUGAUGGUACUCUGAUCCCAAUGUUUGUGGUGUCAAAGGAGGACAUUUCCUUGGAUGGAUCAAACCCUUGUUUACUGUACGCUUAUGGUGGUUUUGAUAUUAGUAUUACACCAUCAUUUAGUGUUUCUCGUAUAGUGAUUGCAAGACAUUUGGAUGCCAUAUUCUGUAUUGCAAAUAUUCGUGGUGGCGGAGAGUAUGGAGAAGAAUGGCAUAAAGCUGGAUCCCUCGCAAAAAAGCAGAAUUGUUUCGAUGACUUUGCUUCUUGUGCUAAAUAUCUUAUAUCUACUGGUUAUACGCAACCUAGAAAGUUGUGCAUUGAAGGUGGGAGCAAUGGUGGGCUGCUUGUUGGGGCUUCCAUCAAUCAGAGACCUGAUCUUUUUGGCUGCGCUCUUGCCCAUGUUGGCGUUAUGGACAUGCUUAGAUUUCACAAGUUCACUAUUGGCCAUGCAUGGACCUCUGAUUAUGGUUGUUCUGAGAAGGAGAAAGAGUUUCAUUGGCUUUUCAAGUACUCACCACUGCACAAUGUUAGAAGACCAUGGGAACAAUCUCCUGAUCAGGUUUCUCAGUACCCCGCCACAAUGCUAUUAACAGCUGAUCAUGAUGAUCGAGUUGUGCCGUUGCACUCACUGAAGUUUUUGGCGACCCUGCAAUAUGAACUCUGCACUGGUUUGGAGAGCAGUCCUCAGACCAACCCAAUCAUCAGUCGUAUCGAACGGAAAGCUGGACACGGAGCUGGUCGUCCGACACAGAAAAUGAUUGAUGAAGCUGCAGAUAGAUAUGCCUUCAUGGCAAAGGUUUUGGGUGCAACCUGGGUAGAUUAGUGGGUGGCUCUGCGAAAAAGAUUGGAAUGUGAUUUUCUGACGAGGCUGGAGAUGGACGCUAUCCCCACACUGAACGGAUUUUUGUGCGCCAACUUUUUGGAUCAGUAGAUACUUUCUGGGGCCUGUGUUCUCCGUCCCUCUACACCUGGCAUGUUUGCCCUCUCAUCAUUCUUAGCUGGAAGUAGCCCACUAUACGGUCCAAUAUGGUAGGAACAGAUACGGGUAGGCUGAUGCGCGUCUACUUUGAUCACACUCAACUUCGAUGUACAAACUCUGUAAGGCAUCGACAAUAUUGCCAAAUGUUUAGCUUAAUUAUGAUCGCCCCCUAUAAUCCUGAAAUUUACAAAUUAUC